Messenger RNA from Humulus lupulus (European hop), 1620 nucleotides. RefSeq names its product phenolic glucoside malonyltransferase 2-like. The coding region runs from base 1 to 1620 and encodes 539 amino acids. The record is from RefSeq and is a predicted model, not a curated record. The transcript has a single exon. NCBI's taxonomy places the organism in Eukaryota, Viridiplantae, Streptophyta, Magnoliopsida, Rosales, Cannabaceae.
AUGAAACAAUCAAAGGCGGUCGAGGCCAUGAAAAUAGUUCAUGUGUACAAGGUGGCUCCGUCAGCCUCCCUACACUCCAGGGCAGCCAGUACUUGUCCAAAUUCCCAGCUUCCUCUCACUUUCUUCGACGUAUUCUGCUUAAGAGUACCUCAUGUUCAACACCUUUUCUUCUACGAAUUUCUCAAAACGACACCGUUUCACCAUUCAUCGGAUGAUGAUCAUCAUCAUAUAAUUCCAAGACUCGAACACUCCUUAUCCCUAACUCUCCAACACUUCCUUCCUCUCACCGGAAGCCUCACUUGGCCCAACUCCUCCAACAAACCGGUCCUCAACUAUGCCGAAGGCGGCGGAGAUGCCGUUUCCUUCACGGUGGCCGAGUCCGAUGCCGAUUUCUAUCGCCUCUCGUCAAGCUCAUCCGGUGAAAACUACUACCAUGUCACUGAGCACCAUCCUCUUUUACCAACCUUGGAAGUGUCUCACGAGCGAGCUGCGGUGUUGGCUUUGCAAGUCACUCUAUUUCCCAAUUGUGGAUUCUCCAUUGGGAUAACAACCCACCAUGGCGUUCUCGACGCUAAAGCCAUACACUUGUUCCUCAAAGCUUGGGCCUAUAUAUGUUGUCGAUCAGGUCAACACUAUACUUUGCCACUUGAGUUGACACCGCUCUACGAUAGAAGCGUCGUCCACGACCCAGUCGGGCUCGAAGCGAUCUACUCGAAACAGCUGCUAGAUCUUGACCGCGGACCCAACAACAGAAGCUUAUUGUGUUGGGAGUUCGACGAAGCUUCGCCAGAUGUAGUCCGGGGAACUUUUCAACUAACAGUUGAGAACAUAGAACAGCUGAGGCAGUUGAUGAAGACUGAGAUGGCUAAGACAAACGAACAACUUCACCUCUCUACGUUUUGUCUUGCAUGUGCUUACGUUUGGGUUUGUUUAGUCAAGGCAGGAGAAAUAAACGACAACAAAAAUAUGGUGUUGUCGUUUCCCGUUGAUUUUAGGCCUAGGUUGGAGCCUCAAGUACCUUCCUCGUAUUUUGGGAACUGCGUAGGUGGUAAAGUUGUGUAUGCAACGACAAAAGAUUUGGUUGGUAAAGAUGGAUUAGUUGUGGCUGUGAACGCCAUAGGUGAAGCCAUAACAAGUCUUCAUAACAAGAAUGAAGUUUUGAAUGGGGCAGAAGGGUCGCUCAUUCCGUACAUGCUAAUGUCGUUUUGGCAUGGUGCGAAAGGUGGAUCAUACUCCAUAGCCGGUUGGGUUGUAAAAGUUUUGAUGUCGUUUUGGGAUGGUAGUAGUUCAAGUGCUGGUAGUUCGUUCUCUCUUCUUGGUUGGGUUUUGAAAGUUGUGAUGUCAUUUUGGUAUAAACGUGCUUUAGCUGGAAGAAUGUAUGGUGUUGCUGGCUCGCCUAGAUUUGAGGCUUACAGUUGUGAUUUUGGGUGGGGAAGGCCAAGAAAAGUGGAUUGGAUCUUUACAAAUCUAGGCAAUAGUACGAUUCCCAUGAGCUUUUGUGACACUAGAAUUGGAGAUGGAGGAGUCGAGAUUGGGUUGCUAUUGAAGAAACAGCGUAUGGAAGCUUUUGCUUCUCUAUUUGCUCAAGGUCUUCGGUCUCAUUACGAUCAUAUUCGUUGA